AUGUCGGAACUCUCUAUCUUCGUUUUUCCGGCGGCGUCCCUUGUGGUGGCCCUCACUUUGGAAGUUGUCAAUAAUAAGGUUACGUUUUAUUCAUUUUUAUUCAAAUUAAACAUUAAAUGUUCCAGGUACGAUUUCUUGGCAUCCCCGACAGCGUUUUCCAAUUCACUUUUGCCAUUUUUGCGGCGUAUGUUUCUGGUCUGAAGUUGGUCAAGCAACUCAAAGUUCUUCAGAAUGGCGACUUUUCUUUUUCUGCCACAUGAAAUCGCAAAAGAGGUUACUGAAAAGUACACUUGGAACCAAGUCUCGCCUCAGGCGAUUUUAGUAGUGAGUUAAAAUGACCGUAUCUAUAAGUCUCUGUUCUUGAGAUCACACUACCGCCGCUGCUUUUCGAAGCGGCAUUUCGCGUCAAAUCGCACAUGUUCUUCAACAAGUUGAAGCUGAUCGUCUCUUUGACAGGAGCAGCUUACAUAGGGACGAUCAUCAUCUCCGCCGGCGUGCUACUACCGAUGUUCUGCAUCACCGACUACCUCAGAAUCAGCUCGGCUAGUCAUCAAUAUAAUUUUUCUUCGGUUAAUUCAGAAAAAAAUUCCUCCUCGAUGACUUUGAAGAGCUUUUUGGUUUCAACUUUGAGACUAAACUAAAAUUUUUAAAAAAAUUAAGCGAUUUUAUCUAUUGGAAUUUAUUGAUGGCCGGUGAAAGAUUUUUGAAAUAAAAUUAAUAUAAUUUUUCAAAAAAACUCGAAAAAAAUAAUUCAGUUUUUUUAAAAAAUAUAUGUUGACUUCAACAGCCUAGGCUGUUGACAGGCGCCUGUUAGCAAAAAUUUCUAAUUGAUUUUUUUCUUUUUUCGCCUUUCUGUGCAACAUUACGUCAUUCUGCAGCUUGGGCGUUUUUAACACCGAAAACUUCAAAGUUCUUAAUUUCACUAAUAAUUUCAAUAAUCUUUCUUUUAAAAUGUUGUCCCUCUUCUCUAAUAUAAGUUAUAAGUUUUGUCGAUUGAUAUAUUUUUUCCAGGUAUUCCUUUUCCUGAUUAUAAUCUCGUCAACAGAUCCGGUGGCUGUCGUGGCGAUUUUAGAGCAAUAUGGUGCGCCACAUAGACUUCGUGUACUCAUUGAGGUGCUGAGAAAUCCUCUCAUUUUCCAAAAUAUUAUUUUCAGGGUGAAAGUUUGCUGAACGACGGCGCUGCCUUGAUGUUCUACCACAUGUUCGUCAGCUACCUCAGGGUAUUUUUUCUAUGGAUAGGAUCUGAAAAUCGGCAUAUUUCCUAGAUGGAGACUAUCCGAGACUUCCAAGUCGAUUACAAAUGGAUGGCCAUCGAACUCGUGAUGUGUUUGGCGGGCUCUCCUCUGAUUGGCUGGGUCGCCGCUCAGCUCUGCGCCCUUCUCGUCAGCAAGGCUGCUGGCAAUCCUCAGCGACAGGUUCGCAAAAACUUUGAAAAUUUUGUUUUUCUGUAAAAAGGUAGUAUCUAACGUUGCUUGCCUACAAACUGUGCAAGACAAUGGAACUCUAAAUCGAUCUCGAUAAAUUAGAAUCUUCGCAGUUUGCAGGAUUUUCCUAUUCAUCUUUGUUUUAUCAUGUUUUAUCAUACUUUUCAAGAUCAAGGUUUCUCAGUUUGGUUACAACUUUCAGCUCAUAAUCUUUCUGUUUGUCUACGGAGUUUUCAUCUUCUGUGACAAGAUUCACGGUUCUUCGGCCGUCGGCCUAGUUUUCUUCGGAGUUAUGCUCAACUAUUGCAAGUCUGUUGGGAACGAACCUUUCUUUAGGAAAAAAGUCUGAUUCAGGGAACAAAUGAGUCCAGAAACCUGUGAGAUGGCCCUGCAACUGUGGCAAGUCUUGGGAUAUCUGGCCAACGGCCUCAUUUUCAUGUUUGCCGGAUAUCUCGUCGGAUCGGAAAUGUUCACGGAUGUACCUGAGAUCUUGAAUAUUCUGUUUCGAUAAGAAGAUGAUUCCAGGUGGUGCAUAGAGAGCACGGAGAUGACGAUUACGCGGACGUGCUGACCAACGAAAUGUUCACUUUCCUCCAGGGCGUCUUGGUUUCGCCGGUUCCGUUCUUCGCCAGAGCUGCGAGCCUUUAUAUGUUCUACAAUGUUUGAUCUUUUUUUCAAGAGCUACAGAAAGCUUCCCGCUUAAGUGUGAUUUCUGAUAAGUCUAGGAUUUUUAGUGUCCUAAUUUUACGCUCUUUCUACUCUAUUUGUCUUCGAGGCUUGUGAAAAAAAUUAGAAAGCUAUUCAAAAUUUUGAAAAAAAAAACAAAUUUACCGACUGAGCUCGUGUUCUCUGAAAAAAACCGAUUUUUUGAUUGCAUUUCCUGGCCAAUUAUUGUAAUUUUCUCAAGGUAUUUGGCUAUUUCUCGAAACGUCCGAUGCCUGCGCCGAAAGAUUUCGUCAUUCUGUCCUAUGCCGGCCUUCGCGGCGCCUUGGGACUCAUUCUCUCCAUGGAACUUGUCAAAGAUGUUUUAUUUUUCUAUUAUUCUGAAAAAAAGGUGUCUUCAAUAGGUGAGAAGCCCGGACUGUAAGAAGGUCCUCAUCCUUGUCUCUGCCACAACCGUCACUUGUUUGAUCUUCCAGGUCUUCCAUUUUCAAUUUUUUUACAAUUGAUCAACGACUUUUCAGGGCAUGACAUUUUCUUCUGUCGCUUUCAAAGAAGGAAGCACGAAAAGGUCGAAAUACGUCAAGGAAACUUGUACGCGAAUGUCUCGUUUUCUGACCAACAAGGUUAGUGAAAAACCUCAUCAUAUAUAUAAAAAUGAAGAAAAAAAUACAGUGUGAGGGUCUUUUUUUCAGAAUCAUUCAGGCAUUUUAUUUUUUUAAUUUUUUUCUGUGUUGCGAGCGCUAAAAUUUGUUUUUUUAACGUCUCAUUCUCUCCUGAAAUUGAAUAUGAAUUUCUAUUUUUUUUACCUCUCGAGAUAAAGCUGGAGAAAGCAAUACUUUCGCGGCCAUUUUGAAGUUCAAAUUUUUGAACAAGCGGGAAAAAUAUCAAUUGGUUCAGCUAAAAUUUAGAAAUAAAUUUAAUGGUUAUUCUUUUUCCGUUUUUUUCAAUGGAACUGUUGUCUUUACUGAAACUUUUUCACAGGUUCAAGAAGAAAUAAGUGCUUGUCAAAAAGUUCUCAAGCUCGUAUCUGAUCGGAGCAAAUUGGGAAGUUGCUUCUGCAGAAGUUUCUUCCUGUUUGGCACAUCAUACACAUGAAUUGGAACAGGAAAUGGUGUUAAUUAAAAUAAUUGAAGGAUAAAACCAGCGUUUGAGGUUGAUUUGGACGAAGGAGAGUGGGCCUCUCCAGAGAGCAAGGGAGUCGCAGAAGUGACCGAAGCAAAAAUCGGACUCUAUGGCAUUUUGCUGGCCAGAGUAAGACUCAGAACUCUCUGCGAUGGAACUUUCGACAGGUUCACGAUUCCUGGGAGACGGGAGCGCUGUCGGGAAACUGCGCCCACAUGAUCGUGGCGCUUCUGGAGCACGGCAUCGACGAAGGCAACAUCACGGCCCUCGACAUCGAGGAGCACAUGCAGAUGUUCGAGCCUUCCUUCUUCAUUCUCGCUCUUCUGUCGGUCUUCCGAGUCUUUCGGGUUCGCGUAUCCUCUUGAAAGGACACGAGAGGUUGUAGAAAUGGCUGCGGAAGUGCGGCUGGCUGUGCAACGUCGCUCCGGUGAUGUCCAACCCGUUGAUCGUGACGUUCAGCAAGAAGGCCAAAGUUCAGAAGGCCAUCCCCAGAACAUUUGAAAUGUGAUAUCAAUUUCUUGCUUCUUAAAUUCUUUCUUUAAGUUGGUACAUCUUUCACACGCUCGUUUUUGUCUUUUUCACCAUCUUUUUGGCCUACAACUUGUUCGAAAAAGAAGUUGUACUUCUGAAAAAGCGUUUUGAGCUGUUCAUUCAGAAUGAUGUCGAGAAAUGCGAGAACUUGGUUUUGCUCCUCUUGUGUCUCCUGUCGAUUGCUUUCGAAGCGAUGGCCAUAAUGCAUAUCAAAUAUAAAGAUCCUCCAAGUACCGAGUAAGUCAUGAAAAACUGUCUUUUUAUGGACAAAAGAAAUGAAAAAAGACGCAUUUUCAGACUUUUUUUUUGCGACACAAAAAUAAUAAUUCUUGCCUAGAUCAGACGUGCAGAAAAAAAAAUUUAAAAUUGUUUCUGGUCUUUUUUUUCUCUGAAGAGCACAAUUAAAUAAAUUCGAAGAGUCUUUUCAGGGUUUAUUCGAGAAAUUUCUGAUUUAUGAAAAACUACAUUUCAAAGCAAAUUUUGUUCAUAAUCACAAUUUUACGUCUUGAUGCAUUUUCCGCUUCUCAACUGAAUAGGAAAUUGUUUUUUUGAAAGUUUUCUUGCGUCGCGAUUAUAGUGGUCCGAAUUAUUCUUCAGAAAAAGUUUCAAUAGUUUUUUUUUCGCGUGAAAUGAAAAAAUUGCGAACAGAAUAUUUUUCAGAAGAGCAUUCGAAAUCGUGACGACUUCCUUGGAGCUCUCGAUGGCGAUUUCCGCGCUCGGAAUCCAAAUUACAAUGCUUUUCGGAGGACGCUGUUUCUUCUCCAACUCCUUGAGUAAAAUAGAACUUCAUUUUAAUAACUGUCUUUUUCGCAGACUUUGAAUGUCUGUACAUGUCGAUAGCCGUUCUGGCCAUCAUGAUGAUCAUUUCACUGUAUCGCAUCACUCGCGCCACGCCCAUCUUCAUAAUUGUUGUCUGGGAGUACUGUCAAAUGAGGAAGGCGGGCAUCCAGUUGAUGCGCAGCUAAAUGAUCUUCCUUUCAGCUGGCUCGGGAACGAUUGCGCUUGGCCGUUUUCUACUUCUUGCACCAUUUGAUGCACGAGGCGAGCUCCAAGAUUUCCCACGACCUUUUCGGAGACUCUGCUUACAAAAUUGUCAAGAAAGAAAUUCGUCACUUCAGCAAAGUCCGAAAUUUGCGUUUGGAAUGGCUGUGUUACUGAAUUUUCAGCUUCUGGAGGGAUUGAUGCGCCUCGAAUUCAAGGAAAACGUAGAAGGUUUACUCACUUGCCAAAAAUGGUCGCAUAGGGAAUGGAUUGGAGCGGAACGGUUGCGAGCUAGUUGCUGUUAAGAGUCUUACCGUUACCGAAACGCUUUGAGCUUUUCCAAAUGCAACCUUUUUAUUAAUCCUCAAUCUCUAUUCAUCAUUCAAUUUUCCAAUAGACAGGGAUGCGAAAUUUUCCGUAAUUUAGAGCUGGACGUGGUGGCAGUGAUCAAAACGAGGCAGGCGAUAAGAAUGAUGUCUUACAAUUUGCACAAGAUUCUUAACAACUUGCAAAAGUAUAGAAUCGAAUAACGCCUCUCGAUUCUACGGAACAGCUUUAGGGAAGGGUUCAUCCCCAGCGAAACGGAAGAACGAUGGAAUGAGGUCGUGAAAGAGCUGAGAUCCAACGCCGACUCUCUGCAGUUUGUCGCGCAGCUCUCCUAUAGGUGCUGUUGCAAAAAAUUCUUUUUUGGCUGUAUUAAUGUUGUUCUUUGAGUGUCUACAAAGUCUAUGUUCUCGAAACACGCAACACUUUUUAAAAUUUCUCAUAAUUUUUAACGUUCGAAAAUCUAUGACUCAGCUUGUUGCGUAUUUAUUAGGGUUCAAAGAGAAAAAAGGGUUUUGCAAAGCUCUUUCAGUGAUUACCUCGUCAAUGUUAAAUGGAUCCAAAAAUUGCGAGAAACAACGAGGAGAGACGUCAUUCGGAUCCUUGCUGAAGCGCUGAGCGCCAAGGUCAGUUUGAAAACGAGGAUUCUGAAAGUUUGUGGUUUCUCAAUUUUUAAGGAGCCAAUAAGACUUGCGGCCAAAGAAAUGAUCACUACGAACGGCUCGUGUUUCUACUUUAUCAAAAAGGGAAUCGUGAAGUUGCCAAAGAUUUUUGUUAGCAUCAAAAGCUCGGUUAUUAUUCAGGAUGACAGAAUGGGUACCGUGUCAGCUGGAAUUCCGGAACGAAGUCUACCAGAUGCAGGGAGAUUUUAUUGGCACUCGGAACCUUCUGUUGAUGGAUUCUCGAAGGGAAAACGAGGCUCUCCCCUUGCUUUUCCCUAAAAGAAGGUGCCAAGAUUCCGAGAAUCCACCAAGUCACGAAGAAAUAACAGAUAUGAAACGACCACCUACUGUGAGAUUAUUUGGAUCGACGGCGACAUAAUGAAACGAAUGCUCAAAGCGGACAGCGGCCUUUGCCAGUGAGUCUUUUGAAUCAAAGGGCAUGAAAAUGCGCUUUUUUUCAAUUAAUGUGGCCGUUACUCUGUCAAAGCAUUAGGAAAAGAAACGAAAUUUCGGCAAAAUUCAAAAUAAUAUCUCGAAUGAAAUUUUUGAUUAAAAAUUAAGAAGCCUUCGCUUGCCUGAGACUUGAAUAACGCAAACUUUUUCAAUUUUCCUAAGCGUUUUUUUAUUCCCACUAAUUUUUACCAAUGAAACAAUUUUUGCCAUAAUUGAAUAGAGGUAGAAAAAAAACUUCAAAAUAGUUUGAAAAGUAAAAAGGAAUAGUUUCUCAGUUUUUUUGGGGAACAAAUCCACUUAAAAAUGAGUUUAGUGAUUUAUUUAUGUAGCGUAAAAACUUCUUGACCAGGAUUAAUGACUUUAAAAUUAAAUUAUUGUAGUUUAAAUUAUAAGUUUUUUUAUUUUUAAAGGGUUACAUUCGAAAUAAAUUGCCGUUUUUUUAAAGGCAUAGGGGCAGUAAAAAAAACGGUGUUUCAGUUCAAAGCAGUACUUUGUAGAGCUUUUCAUUGCGAAUCGAACGGUGAACUUGGAAAUGUACCAAACCUCCUAGUUUUGGAGAAAAAAUAAUUCAAAGUCGGAGAGAGGAAAGUUUGAGUUCCCGCGAAAAGGGCGCUUUGCAGUAAAGUUGCUCUAUGGACAACAGGCUUCGCCAAUUUCCGGUUUUUUCAAAGUUAAAGGCGGGAAAGUAAAAUCGCGUUUUUCUUCUAAAGUUGUCACAUCUGUAAUUUUUUUGAGUACACCAUUCGAUUUGCAAUGAAAAACUAUAUAAGAUACUGCUUUGACCUGAAACCCCAUUUUUUACUGCCCCUAUGCCUUUAAAGCCAGCUCAUUAAUUGAAAAGAACAAAAAUCACUCAAAUAUUUUUCAGAGCUGUCGGGGCAUAUGUGCAAUCAUCACGCCUUAUAACAGAAAUUAGCCACGUCGUAAAGUAAUUCUUUUCGUUUUUAUCUGGGGUCCAGUUGAGUUUUUCAGGACUCCGGACAUCAAAGAAAAGUUUUGGGAUCAUUUUGCGCGGCACGGAAGAACGAUCUCUACCAGGGAGACCAUAAACGUUCCAGAUGGAAAAAUUGCUUUCAUUGGGUCAGAAUUUCCUGAAUAUUGACUAUUUUUCCCCGAUUUAUUUUUUAAGAUGUUGGACCAAUAUCGUUGCGAUUGUUCCACGAAUCCAUCUGGAUAGGAAUUUGCUUUUUGUCAGGGGACCGGCUGCGAUGUGCAUCGAGCCUGUCAGUCCGAAAGUUGUACGUUUCAUUUUUUCUCUUCGUCGGCUUCUCGAACGAUUUUCCAGUCUUUUAAAACUGAACUGAAAAAGAUGCAAAAAUAGACGCGUGAAAGUUUAGACCAGAAUUCUCAGACCAACAAAGAAGUUUAGAAAAAAGGUGUACAAAACAUCUGUCGCGUAAUAGACUUUUAAUGAAUAUUUGAAUCUUUAUUUUUAUACUUGAGCCCGGAAUAUAUGACUUGAAUCAAGUUUCUGGGCUGUAUUCUAAGCUGAAAAGGGAAGUCAUUUUACUGAAUCAGCCAGAAACCUUACAUCACAAACAAAUAUCCUGAAUCUCCUCUUUACCAAUAGAGAAGGUUGAAGUCUCAAAAUGACCUAUUUAGUCGAUUUCUGAUAGUUUUUUUUUAAAAUUUAACGCGUCCGUUUGGAAAAACUUGCGCAGGUCUUUCAGGACCUUCUUGAAAGCUCUGCAGGCCAGCUUGAUCUUCUUGAAGCAUUCAACCAAUUGUCUUCAAUUUUCUGAAAUAGCCGUAAUAUUUCAGCACGGCUACAUUUACAUAGACAAGGAGACGUUCCGCGACGUGAGCAGCACGACGAAUGAUAGCGAUAAUAUUUCGAUUGUUCACGACACGGACAUGGUAUUCUUGAGAAUAGUUCGAAAAUGUCGAGCCCUUCCCAGAAAGUCGUUGUGAAGCACGCCGCCCACAAGAAAAUGUCGUCUUCCGACGCUCCUCGUGCCAGAGAAUCGGUCCGAUCGAUCGAACACAAAAUGAGUGCCCAGUCAACGCAGCCGUCUCUGGUGACAAACGAAGAGGUUCUGCAGCCGCAGUCGACUCAAGAAGGAACCACGAUUUCUGGCGCAAGUCGCAACGGACAGUCUCCGGCUGGGGUACGUCUUCUCUGCGAAAAACUGAUGAGAGUAGGAGUUAGAAAAAAAUAAGCCCAAGUUCUUGAAUCUCUUUUUUCUCUAACCAAGUUUUGGUUGAUUUUGUUUAAAAUUAGGUUUGUCUUUUUUUGAAAAAGUUUCAGAGCUCUAUAGUCACAUAAGUCGAAAAUCUCUUGAUUUUUACUUUCAGUGAUAUAAUGUCUAGAAACUUUUGAUUUGAUGAUAAUAUGUUCAUUUCAGAUAUUAAAUCCGGGGAUCGGUGUGAAGAGCGACGAAAAGUUGAAGAAAAGUGGGAAGAAGUCCGAGACUCGGGAAAAGCAGAGUAGCAACGAAAAACAUAGAAAUGACCAGGUCGGAAGCCGAGACUUCGCACGGCAAAACGACGAAGUUCACGAUGUACAACACGGCGGCAGCCACGAGACGAGGGGAAGUCAGAAGAUGGACCAUUUUCAUCUGAGGAAACCCAAGGCGAGUCGCAGCAACGAGACCCAUCGUGAGGAACAGCGCCCCAAGAAGCAGAGCACCAACGAGAAACAGAGGAAUGAACAGCUCGCAAGCCUUGAAAAAGUCCACAAAACUUGGAAUGAAACGCACCGUCGAUCCAAACAAAGCACCAAAAAUGAUACAAUUCGCGUGGACCGCAGUCGAGUCGCCAUUAGAAAAAGCGAUGAGAAGGAUGGAAUUUAG
Caenorhabditis auriculariae is the source of this 8952-nucleotide messenger RNA. The record is from the annotation of a GenBank genome assembly. Lineage: Eukaryota; Metazoa; Nematoda; Chromadorea; Rhabditida; Rhabditidae.